Lindgomyces ingoldianus is the source of this 3065-nucleotide messenger RNA. RefSeq lists its product as uncharacterized. NCBI's taxonomy places the organism in Eukaryota, Fungi, Ascomycota, Dothideomycetes, Pleosporales, Lindgomycetaceae. The record is from RefSeq and is a predicted model, not a curated record. Gene Ontology annotation, cellular component: cell periphery; cell septum. Gene Ontology annotation, molecular function: chitin synthase activity. Bases 256 to 2880 code for a protein of 874 amino acids. The transcript has 3 exons.
CCACCGCCUUGGGACAGACGCUGCAGUUGGUAUCUCCAUUGCCUCACCGCUGCAGAGCGAGGCCUCUGGAUCAGGGCGCGUGGUUCAAAUCCUUGAACCUCCACACACACGCCCACUUCAGACCAGCCGCCACCACGAAAAUUUCCUCGUCCAUGUCAUAGGCCCUCUUAUUGAUCUUUCAUCUCGCCCACCGCUGCUCUUUUGCACACCCUCGAGCAAUUUCCACAUUACAUAGCAUCCUCUAAUACCCCCAAUAUGUGGCAACAAGUCUCUAUGCUUGCCAGGGCCGUCAACGAAAAUGGUGUGCCCGCCAUAACGGACCCUUGGGCAACCAAAGAUAUUGUCUAUGUAGCUAUUGUCGGCAGCGUCAUGCUUGCUGCUUUGCUCGAAUGGUUCCUUUGGUUAGCUGCUUUUCUAUAUUGUUUGGUCAAAGUCUUCCAGAAGGCCGAGACCAUUAGUGUCAGAAUUCUGGCGAUUAUCAUGAUGAUUCUUUUCACGGCUCUCCGAGCGAUUUUUCUUCCCAUCAUGGUCGUAACCCUUCCGCUGCCGUCGCAGGUUACACAAUAUUUUCCGACCGCUAUGGUUAGCUUUUUGCAAUGGUUCGCCUUCUGGUCUUUUGCCGGUCUUCUGACAAUUCCGUGGUUGUUCUGCGUUUACCAGCUGGUCACCCACUCUGUUGGACGAAGGAAGCGGAUAAAGACGGUGCUGGACGAAGCCUCGGCUCCCAAGGUCGUCAUCAUCAUGCCCUGCUACAAGGAAAUUCCCGAGAUUCUCCUCCGCACUGUUGACUCGUUAGUUGACUGCGAGUAUCCACCGUCAUGUCUUCACAUCUUCCUCUCUUUUGAUGGGGACCAGGAAGAUGAGCUGUACCUCAACACCAUUGAAAAAUUAGGAGUACCUCUUACCCUCGACUCGUACCCCAAGUCUAUUGAUGUGACCUACCGAAGCUGUCGCAUCACAGUCUCUCGAUUCCCUCAUGGUGGAAAGCGCCACUGCCAGAAGCGAACUUUCAAGCUCAUCGACAAGAUCUAUACCGAGUAUCUCAAGCGCAACGAUAACCUUUUCGUGCUCUUUAUCGAUUCCGAUUGUAUCCUAGACAAAGUCUGCAUUCAGAACUUCAUGUAUGAAAUGGAGCUCAAGCCCGGAAGCAAGAAGAAUAUGUUGGCGAUGACUGGCGUGAUUACGUCCACAACAGAGAAAAACUCGCUUAUCACGCUGUUACAGGAUAUGGAGUAUAUCCACGGUCAACUUUUCGAGCGUUCCGUUGAAUCUGGUUGCGGAGCCGUCACCUGUCUACCUGGUGCCCUCACAAUUCUUCGUUUCUCGGCCUUCCGACGCAUGGCUAAAUACUACUUCGCUGACAAGGCCGAGCAGUGCGAGGAUCUCUUCGACUACGGAAAAUGUCAUUUGGGCGAAGAUCGAUGGCUGACCCACUUGUUCAUGAUUGGUGCAAAGGAACGAUACCAAAUUCAGAUGAAUACGGGAGCUUUUUGCAAGACCGAGGCUGUACAAUCCUACCGAUCCCUCCUCAAGCAACGUCGCCGAUGGUUCCUGGGGUUUAUCACCAACGAAGUAUGCAUGUUGACAGACAUUCGACUCUGGAAGCGAUACACCAUCCUUUGUAUUGUCCGAUUCAUGCAGAACACUAUUCGUACAACCGCCCUUCUCUUCUUCAUUAUGGUUAUCUCCAUCAUCACCACAUCCCAGAAGGUCAAAAAUCUACCGGUGGGCUUCAUCGCCAUUUCACUUGGCCUGAAUUGGGUUCUCAUGCUGUACUUUGGUGCCAAACUCGGACGUUACAAAAUCAUGCUUUACCCCGUCAUGUUCGUCAUCAACCCCUUCUUCAAUUGGGUGUACAUGGUUUACGGUAUCUUCACUGCGGGUCAGCGGACCUGGGGAGGACCUCGAGCAGAUGCCGGAUCUGCUGACACCACGACCACACCCCAACAGGCCAUUGAGCAAGCCGAAGCCGCCGGUGAUGAUCUCAAUGUUGUUCCUGAGACCUUUAAACCUGCUGUGGAGGCACAGAAGAAUCGUCCUGCAGCUGUGCCGCUCCAACCUUCUGACCACUUAGAAGGCCGCUUCGCCCCGGCAGAGAGACAGCCAGGUGGCUGGUACCAACAACCCAACGACUCAGGUCUCACCCUUCCAAACAUGCUUCCGCGCAAUCCAAAUGCACCACACGUCCCACUUCACCCACGCACUUCAAUGGACUCUUUCAUGUCUGGAACUUCCGCUGGCAACUCGGUCUAUCUACCACGUCGCAUCGAAAGUAUUAUGGAUCCCGAAGACGCUCGCUUGUAUCACAAGACCCAAGCGUCCCAGAAACCUGCUGGUGGCGCGUACUUUGAAACGGAUCACCGCCCUAAGCAUCCGUAUCAGAUAAACACAGCCCAGGCUAAAUCUCCGUACCAUGAAUCCGUCGAGUCUCUCUCAGACGACUCCAUUUAUCAAGGCCAUGGGAAGCUCCCGCAGAGACCCCCACACUCACGUGGUAACAGUGACCAGAGCACCCGCUCUCCUAGUCAACAUUCUCCAGCUGCUAAUUCGCCUCUUUCUGCAGAGUUCGGGCAAGCUGGGUUAGAAGUACCGAAGGCGAGCCACAGUCGAGAAGGCCACCGCGACUCCUCUGGAUCCUACACGGCCGCUAAUCGCACGGGCCGCAGCCCGCUUGCCCGAGCCAGCUUUGUCCGGACCGCUCCGGGUGAGGAAGUUGGCAUCGAGCUCCAGCAGCAACAGCAGAGGAGUUUGAUGCGCGAUGUUUCACCUGCACCUGUUGUAACCCCGACAGAGCCGGGCCAUUCGAGAAGCGAGAGCCGUGAUUCUGAGAAGAAGAGGAGAAGGAGACUAACGAAGAAUCCUCCUGGUAGUAGCAAAUAGGCUUUGUGGUUGUCAAACGGACCAUCAAUAUCGUGUGGUAGCAGUUCUACGUUCCUUAAACUCGUCGCAUACGCAUACCAAAAAUCGGAUUUCAUUUCACAUGUCCCUCGCUGUGCUAUCACUGCACUUAGACGUUAAAGAAUAUUUUCACCACAUCCUCGGAUUUUCUUCAAGUUUCAUCUUGC